CGGUUUAUUUGUUCGCAGUGUGACGUUGAGAGAAGAGGGACACAACAGCAGCAGCAGUAGCAGGCUACACUUAAACAUUGUACCCAGAGUUUGUGCUGCUGUGAAGUCGCUCCAACUCCUCCAGCAGGGGGUGUUGACAGCCUCUGCCAUCGGGUCGUGGCGUUCUUCGACCAAGCAGCACAUCUCAUCGGAACACUGGUCCUCAGGUAGCGGUGUGUGUGUGCACAGGUGGGGACGCCGCUCCAGGUUUCCAUGGCCGUCGGCUGAUGGGCGAAGCGAUGCGGCACCACUGGCUGCUCCUCGGGGCUUGCGGCUGGGUGCUGCUCAUCCUCAUGUUCGUCACCAAGUUCAUGAGCUUCAGGGCGAUAGAUGACUAUGGAGAGAGGGCUGGGGGUCAGAGCUGGACUGUGCCGGGGACCAAGCUGGUUAAACCGAAUCCUGCAUCCAGAUUGGAGAAACCGGCUACAAGAACAGCUCUGAAUCCAUCAGAUCAGCCCUCAGCCGCCCCCUCAGUGGCAGAUUGGCAGUCGGUUGCAGAGAGGCGCGUUGAGUUGCUCUCCUCCGUGUGUAAGAACAGCAGCCUCAGGAAUCUGACUCACGUCUCCAUCAGCAAGUUCGUCUUGGACCGCGUCUUUGUCUGCGAUAAACACAAGAUCCUGUUCUGCCAGACGCCCAAAGUGGGCAACACACAAUGGAAGAAGGUCCUCAUUGUGCUCAACGGCGCCUUCCCCACCGUGGAGGAGAUCCCAGAAAGCCUUGUGCACGACCACGAGAAGAACGGCCUGCCCCGCCUCUCGUCGUUCAAGCCGCAGGAAAUCACUCACAGAUUGAGCACCUACUUCAAGUUCUUCAUCGUGAGAGAUCCCUUCGAGCGCCUCAUAUCCGCCUUCAAGGACAAGUUCGUGAAGAACCCCCGCUUUGAGCCGUGGUACAAGCAUGACAUCGCUCCCGCCAUCAUCCGUAAGUACCGAAAGAGCCACCGUGAGAGCGACAGCGCCGCCUCGGGCCUGCACUUUGAAGACUUUGUGCGUUACUUGGGCGACGUGGACGGGCGUCACCGCAUUGACCGACAGUUCGGCGAGCACAUCAUCCACUGGGUGACGUACGCAGACUUGUGCGCGCCGUGCGAGAUACACUACAGCGCGGUGGGUCACCACGAGACUCUGGAGCAGGACGCCCCGUACAUCCUCAGUGCGGCCGGCAUUGACCAGCUUGUGUCUUACCCGGCCAUUCCUCCCGGCAUCACACGCUACAACAGGACCAAGGUGGAGCAGUACUUCUCAGGCAUCAGCAAGCGGGACAUCAGACGUCUGUACGCACGCUACCAGGGUGACUUCCGCCUGUUCGGGUACCCGAGUCCAGACUUCCUACUGAAUUAGAAGGACUAACACAGACUUAGACAUACUGACAAAGAGACGUGCUGCACACUGAACGUCUUCGUUCUUCUUUUACACACUGGUGUUAAAAUUACUGACAGAUUGUCGCUAUUUUGGCCUAAACUUGCUACCUUAUGUUCAUAUAUUUAACAGCGUUUUUUACGGAGGGAGGGAAGAGACAUACGAGUCGGUUCAGUCGUGCUAAAAGCUGCAGAAUGUAUCAUUGUGUUUAAAUCUAAAGGUCAAUACAGGGAUGGAGGACACCCAGCUGACACCUCUCAUCUUCUAUUUAAUAUCAAAGACUGAAUAACUCUCAUGUGCUCGGUAUAUCCAGGGAUGCAGGCCUGUUCCCCUGUAAUGUAGCUCUUAUACUGCACUGUUUAAACGAUCCAUCCUGUCAGAGGACGGUUUUUACAUGUCGAGUCUUAAUGCGCUGUAUCAGAUGAGACAAUAUUUGAAGGAGCAGAGUCAUUGACUUGAACACAACAAGCUGAUUUUGCAUAUUUGAGAGUUUAAUAGUUAUUUUAUUUUGUUAAUAUUUGCUUCAUGAUGUGUAUUUCACACAAUCCAGGGCGUCAUUUCUUCAUAUUUCAGUGUCUUAAUCACGACUCGGUCCAAAAAGUUUCAGAACUGUUUCAUUAGAUUAUUUCUGCAUGCAGCCGCAAGUUAGCUGCAAUUUAAUCCUCAUUGAACCCAGGAUUUCCACCAGAUCCGUGUCCGGUCCAUCUCCGCGUUGCUCUCGUCCAUCAACACCUACCGGUCUUUCUGGUCCUCUGAAAACCUCUGACCUGUUGACUCCAGUCCUGGCUCCGCUCAUCAUGGCGGUUUGUUGUUGUAGUGAAGUGAAACAGACCGGACACAAAUCUGUUGGAAGUCCCGUGUAAGACUUAGUGCAUCAAUCACAGGGGUCUGUUUUUUUGUAGCUGCCAUGUGUGUUUGACGAUUGACAGAAAGGAUCCCUUCAGAGAACGGCUUCUGCUACCACUGCUUGGUUUGUGGACGGUUAAAAUAUUUAAGAUCCAAUACAAACAACUUAUCGAACAUCAGCAAACUAAGCAGGCGGCAGACCAACAGCUCCUGUGUUCUGCAGGACUGGUAAAGUUCUGUGGAUUCUUUCUGCAAAGCUGCAAAACACUAAUUAUUAUGCAUGCAAGCUGCAAUACGUUUCUCCAAUUCCUCAAAUCUGCAUCAAACUGUCUCCAUAAGUGAACCUCCCCCUGCCGUGCUCCACACUGUAGCCUUUCUUCUUCAUGACAAACAGUCAAUAAUGUAUCCUCCUCCUCCUCCUCAGCUGGUAUUUGCACUGAGACAAUGAUGGAAACCGGUACUGUAUUUUGAAGGAUGGUUUUUCUAUCAGAAAUGUAUUGUGUAAAUGUUCUUAACAUGACCUGCAACUCAACAUUUGUACUCCAUGUUGCUAUUUAUAAUAUAAAGGUAUUAAUCUGCUGCUGAGUGACCGGGGGGGGCACAAACCAGGGGACUGGAUUGUUAGACGGUACUUCUCUCUGCUGCCACCUGCUGACGUUUUGGACAGGUGGUCGUUGUACGAGGAGGACAGCACUACUUAGUAAUAAAGUUCAACAAGACAAAAGAAACAAGA
Messenger RNA from Notolabrus celidotus (New Zealand spotty), 2976 nucleotides. It is a transcript of the gene chst10, whose product is annotated as carbohydrate sulfotransferase 10. The transcript has 6 exons. Bases 267 to 1379 code for a protein of 370 amino acids. The record is from RefSeq and is a predicted model, not a curated record. Lineage: Eukaryota; Metazoa; Chordata; Actinopteri; Labriformes; Labridae. Gene Ontology annotation, molecular function: sulfotransferase activity. Gene Ontology annotation, cellular component: membrane. Gene Ontology annotation, biological process: carbohydrate biosynthetic process; proteoglycan biosynthetic process.